CGGGGCCCCGGGGAGGCGCGGCGUGCGGCGGCCGCCAAGCAUGGUAACAUGAACGGCGGAGCGUGAGCGCGGCUGCCCAUCCCCGGCCGAGAUUGAUGGGCUGCUCGCGUCCCGCGCGCGGGAGCACGUUGGGCCGAGCCGCCGCCACUUCCUGGCUGGACGCCGCUGACAUCUGUAGCCUCGCCCGGGCGCCGAGCGCCGCCUGCCCGGGGCUCCCGGGACCGCGCGCGACCUGAGCUCCGGGGCUCCGCGCUCUCCGCAGCCCGGUCCGGCGCGCACGCUGGCGCCUGGGCCAGUGCGGCCGGAGUCCAGAUGUCCAACUUCCCUCGGAAGCCUGCAGAUGGGUGCUGAGCACACAACAAAAGUUUUCUUGUUUUGUUUUGUUUUUUAGCUUCUGCUCAGUUUCUGGUGCUUCACAGGGGCCAGGAAAAAAAAAAGACUUUGGCAUUAAACUUCAGCAGCAGUUGAGGGGACCAUCUCCUUUAACUUUUCUUCUCUGUUAUCGUUGGCGAUGAAGAGGAAACAGAAGAGAUUUUUGCAGAUGACUUUGGUAUUCACGGUGGCUUUAAUUUUCCUGCCCAAUAUUGGUCUCUGGUCUCUGUACAAGGAUAAGCACCUGGUGAAAUCUACAGAGCCCGGGGAACAGCAGACAUUUCCACUGGGCCUGGGAGAUGGGCAAUUCUAUUCAUGGACAGAUGGUUUGAGAAGAAAGGACUGGCAUGACUAUGAAAGCAUCCAGAAAGAGGCUAUGCGCUCAGGAAAAGGUGAACAUGGAAAGCCUUAUCCCCUCACCGAAGAGGACCACGAUGACUCAGCCUACAGGGAAAAUGGUUUCAAUAUUUUUGUCAGCAACAAUAUUGCUCUAGAGAGGUCCCUGCCAGAUAUUCGACAUGCUAACUGUAAGCACAAGAUGUACCUGGAAAGACUACCGAACACCAGCAUCAUUAUCCCGUUUCAUAAUGAAGGUUGGACGUCACUCCUACGGACCAUUCACAGUAUCAUUAACCGGACCCCCGAGACACUGAUAGCAGAAAUCAUUCUGGUAGAUGACUUCAGUGACAGAGAACACUUGAAGGAUAAAUUAGAAGAAUACAUGGCUCGAUUUUCCAAAGUGAGGAUUGUUCGCACCAAGAAGAGGGAAGGGCUAAUCCGGACCCGACUCUUAGGCGCCUCUAUGGCCAGAGGAGAGGUCCUGACUUUCCUGGAUUCCCAUUGUGAGGUCAACGUGAACUGGCUGCCCCCUCUCCUCAACCAAAUUGCGCUAAACCACAAGACCAUCGUGUGCCCCAUGAUCGAUGUCAUUGACCACAAUCACUUUGGGUAUGAGGCACAAGCUGGGGAUGCCAUGCGUGGAGCCUUCGACUGGGAAAUGUACUACAAGAGAAUCCCCAUCCCUCCCGAACUCCAGAGGGCAGAUCCCAGCGACCCAUUCGAGUCUCCUGUAAUGGCUGGCGGUCUCUUUGCUGUGGAUCGAAAAUGGUUUUGGGAGUUGGGUGGCUAUGAUCCAGGUUUAGAAAUCUGGGGAGGAGAACAGUAUGAAAUCUCCUUUAAGGUUUGGAUGUGUGGAGGAGAAAUGUUUGAUGUGCCAUGUUCUAGAGUUGGUCAUAUCUACAGGAAAUACGUCCCUUAUAAAGUUCCAUCUGGGACCAGCUUGGCAAGAAACCUGAAGCGGGUGGCUGAGACCUGGAUGGACGAAUUUGCUGAGUACAUUUACCAGCGGCGCCCCGAGUACCGGCACCUUUCCACGGGUGACAUCUCGGCACAGAAGGAACUGAGGAAGCAGCUCAAGUGCAAGGACUUCAAAUGGUUCAUGGCUGCCGUGGCCUGGGAUGUGCCUAAGUACUACCCACCUGUGGAGCCCCCGCCCGCUGCCUGGGGAGAGAUUCGAAAUGUGGCAGCCAACCUCUGCAUUGACAGCAAGCACGGGGCCACAGGGACCGAGCUGAGGCUGGACAUCUGUGUCAAGGAUGGAUCUGAGAGGACAUGGUCUCAUGAGCAGCUCUUCACAUUUGGAUGGAGAGAAGAUGUUCGACCUGGUGAGCCACUGCACACGCGGAAAUUCUGCUUCGAUGCCAUCUCACACAAUAGCCCGGUCACUCUCUACGACUGCCAUGGCAUGAAGGGCAACCAGUUCUGGGGGUACAGGAAGGACAGAACGUUAUUCCAUCCCGUGAGCAACAGCUGCAUGGAUUGCAACCCCGCAGAGAAGAGAAUUUUCAUGGCCAGAUGUGAUCCUCUCUCUGAGACUCAGCAGUGGAUUUUUGAACAUAUUAAUAUGACUGUUUUGGAACAUUUUAACCACCAUGCCAGCGCCUAGAAAGAAGGAAGCAAGAAAGAGUGAUUACCUACAGAUUGUUUCAAACUACGUAACAGCCAGCAUCUGGGUCCAAGGAGUCAGGAAUAACAUUUCCUAGAUCCAGGAAGCCUGGUUUAAAGAUUUGUAAAUGCCAUGUCAAAGGAGGAUGUCCUGAAGAAUUUCCUGCAUCUGAAGAACUUGGCUGAGAACCUCACCAGCUGCUUCUGAGAACUUGACACUAGCAGUUCCCUUGCUGGCCAAGGGCAAAGAUUAUUUAGGGACUUUUCGAAACAACUGCUGAGUUAAUCAAUCCUAGCCUUUCUCAGGUCAAAUCCUGCAGUAGUGAGUAGCUAUGAAUGGAUCCUACUAUUGGGCGGGAGGGGGGUAGAAAUGGAGCGCAUGUCAGCUCUGACAGCUGAGGAUUCGGCAGGUGUAGAACUAGCCACACAGACACGGGGUGAACUGUCCUCUUCGGUGCCAUUCUCUGAUUAAGAAGGGGUUAAGCAGGUUUAACCCUUAAAAGUGCUGCAGAUGAUUUUAGAGUGCUCAUACCAUUCUGUUUUCAUGUUUUUGUUUUUGUUUUUUCCCAGUUUGGGGGGCACACUAGUUCAUGUAACAGAUCACAGAACGAAAUGGACUUCGAAGAUACCCAUUUUUUUGUAUUCACCUUUGCUGUUUCCUUUCAGAGCAGAGGUGAUUUCCUGUUCAUAAAAUGUUUGCACCACAAAUCAGCUGAAGUUCUAAUUCAGUGCCCCUUGUAUGAAUCCAGUUAAAAAUAACAACAAACUAUGCUACCAAGUUACUCCAAAGAGAAAGAUUUUACAGAAGCAGCAAAAUCAUGUAAGAUUUAGGAGAAGGAUUUCUAUUUUUACUUUUUUAUUAUUUUUUAGAAUUUUAAAGUCUGAUGUUUGUUCAGUCAUAAUUUUUAUUAGGGAAGGAAAUGGAGUGAAGUUGAUGUAAUUUAUUGAGGAGAUUCUUAAGCCCAAAUAAAUCUACACUCCAAGUGAUAUCUGAAAAUGGCUUGGUUCACUUCAAUUCUUUUGUACCAGUGCUGGGGGCAAAAACUGGCUUAAUUUGUUGGGUUCAAAUAUUUUCCCCUUGGUUUUAUAUUGCUCAUAUCAAUGAUACCAUUGUUCUAUUUGGAAGCACAAAGAACAAACUUCCAUCAAUAAAUUGCUUCUGACACCACUUUCUGUUAAUGGGACAAUAUAUCAGGGGUGCAGAAAGAAAUGAUUUAAAAACUACAUAUAACAC
This is a messenger RNA of Sorex fumeus (smoky shrew), 3550 nucleotides long. It is a transcript of the gene GALNTL6, whose product is annotated as polypeptide N-acetylgalactosaminyltransferase like 6. The record is from RefSeq and is a predicted model, not a curated record. The transcript has 13 exons. NCBI's taxonomy places the organism in Eukaryota, Metazoa, Chordata, Mammalia, Eulipotyphla, Soricidae. Gene Ontology annotation, cellular component: Golgi apparatus. The coding region runs from base 512 to 2317 and encodes 601 amino acids.